AUGCCGAAAGUUUGCCCGUCAAUGUGUUACGCGACUGCCAAAGAAAUCUCUGUGACCGCAGCCCCUACCAACCACGCUGAAGGUAAACGAACUUUUAUUACAAUUCGUGAUAUUUCUUUCUUUUUUUGAGAGUAGCCUUCUCUAGUUGGUGGUUUGCAUCACACACUGAAGAAAAAAGGUAAAGAAUCUUACAUGUAUUUUCCUCCCACAGAUACUGUGUGUAUACAGUCAGAGAGUGUGAUAUCACGAACAGUUUCACUGAAGAACAGCAGACGAAGAAAAUUCAUCACUACAUUCUCUGCAAAAAGCGUGACUGCUUGGGUGUGUCUCAAGAAGAAAGAGCACGCAUCAAAACAACCAAAAAGAAGCAGAUGUUUAAUCACAGCCUUAUCUUUAAUAAAGGAUUUGGCCUAUAGCCCUAAAAAGUACAGAUGUGGUGGCUCGUUUACAUCGAAGGAGAAGGUCAAUACUGUCUGAUCUGCAAGAAGUUUGAUUCAAGAAUCCCCAAAACAAAAAGGAAUUUUUUCUGCAGAACCAAGCACAAGGUUAAAGAAAGAUUGCCUCGAGGAGCACAUUGCAACAAAGAGACACAAAGAUGCAAUCACUGCCAUUCUUAUGAACAGGUUCUCAGUUUUUUCCAGAAAGAGCUCGAUCAUAAUGCUGAAGUUCAGGUUGAUGUGUAUGAAAGAGUUUUCUAUUGCCUUUACUGGUUGGCAAAGGAGGAUAUAGCAAAUGUCAAGGUUAAGAGUCUGUUAAAGUUGGUUUGCGAAGCUGGGGUGUGAUAUGAGUGGCUUUAAUCACAUCAGUAGGUUCCUUUCGCAACAUGUUGCUUCUUCUUGGUGAAAUGAUUCAAAAUGAAGUCAUUUCUGCUGUAACUGGGCCAUUUGGGGUGAUGGUUGAUGACAUGACUGACAUUGCAAAUUUGGAGCAAAUGAUUGGUUUCAUCCAGUAUUAUAACAGGGGUAGCGAAAAGGUUGAGGUGAAAUUUUUGUGUUUGGAAAAUGUUCUCGCCAGCUCUGACGCAGCAGAUUCUUUAACCAUCACAAGCAUCCUUCUGGAAGUCAUUGAGAAACACAGUCUCAAUUUUGACUGGUUUAAAAGCUUUGUGUCAGAUGGAGCAAGUGUCAUGGUGGGAGAAAGGUCAGGUGUAGCUACCAGGCUGAAAGCAGAUGAAAGAAUCCAGUCGUUAAUAUCUGUCCACUGUGUUUGUCACAAACUAGCGCUGGCGUGUACCGACACUUUAAACGAUCUUGCCACAAUAAAGAAGAUGCAGAACACACUAAACACCCUUUGGCAACUCCUUGACAACUCGAACAAGAAGACAGCCAUUUUCCUGAAAGUUCAACUUGAGGUGAGUGAAAUAACUCUCUCAAACAAGAAUUCGCAGAAGAAGAUAGCUAAGAAGCUGAAGAAGGCCUGUCAGACACGAUGGCUGUCAUUUAACGCUGCCGUUCAAUCCGCUUGGGAGAGCUUCUCUGCCAUCAUCCAGUUCCUUAUCAGGAUGAAAGAUGAGGACCCCACAUGCCAGGGCCUGUUAGUUCAAAUGAACAACGUCCGCUUCCUGGCUUGUUUGUAUGUUUUAAAGCAUGUGCUUCCUGUUCUUGACAACCUGUCAAAAUCGUUUCAGCAUUCUACUGUCAAUUUCAGUCACCUUAAACCAGAAAUUGUUCGUGCUAAGGCAGCGCUGGAUGAAGUGGCAACCAAAGAAGUCCCCAUCAAGCAAUUUUGCCAAGAUAUCAAGGAAGGAAAGAUGGUGCUGCUGCAGUUUUCCCCUUCUGAGCAUCAGCUUGCAUCCAUGCGAAAUUUGUUGCUCAAGUAUGUCUCUGCUUUGAAGGAAAACAUCGACCUGAGGUUUUAG
Messenger RNA from Pocillopora meandrina, 1858 nucleotides. The record is from the annotation of a GenBank genome assembly. NCBI's taxonomy places the organism in Eukaryota, Metazoa, Cnidaria, Anthozoa, Scleractinia, Pocilloporidae.